AUGGAGCCACUCCCGAAGGCCCUGGAGGUUGAUGAACGGUCUCCAGAAUCCAAGGAUCUGCUACCCAGCCAGACAGCCAGCUCUCUAUGCAUCAGCUCCAGGAGCGAGUCUGUCUGGACCACAACCCCCAGGAGUAACUGGGAAAUCUACCGUAAACCCAUCAUCAUCAUAUCCGUGGGUGGUGCCAUCCUGCUCUUUGGUGUGGUCAUCACCUGCUUGGCCUACGUCCUGGACCUGGGGGAAAAGAGCAGGAACAUCCUCAAGAUGGUAGGGCCUGCCUUCCUGUCCCUGGGGCUCAUGAUGAUGGUGUGUGGGCUGGUGUGGGUGCCUAUCAUCAAAAAGAAACAGAAGCAGAGACAAAAGUCUGUUUUCUUCCAGAACCUCAAGUCCUUUUUCCUGAAUCGCUGA
Messenger RNA from Chrysochloris asiatica (Cape golden mole), 408 nucleotides. It is a transcript of the gene PIRT, whose product is annotated as phosphoinositide-interacting regulator of transient receptor potential channels. NCBI's taxonomy places the organism in Eukaryota, Metazoa, Chordata, Mammalia, Afrosoricida, Chrysochloridae. The transcript has a single exon. The coding region runs from base 1 to 408 and encodes 135 amino acids. The record is from RefSeq and is a predicted model, not a curated record. Gene Ontology annotation, molecular function: phosphatidylinositol bisphosphate binding; transmembrane transporter binding. Gene Ontology annotation, biological process: phosphatidylinositol-mediated signaling; positive regulation of cation channel activity.